UUUACAUUUCUUUCGACCAAUCAGCAAUCGAGUUGGUCACGUGACGUUGAUGAGCGGUAAACCUAUGAAAAGCAAGAGAGACAUAAGUGAUUUUUUUUAACGAUUUUGGCCAUGAAACGCACGGAAUUGGAAGAUUUCCAAGAAACAUAUGAACAGCGUUUCGGCUGUUGCAUUUGUCUGGGACCACGUCUUCACAUGGUAUCUGGACAGUGUCAGCACAGGAUAUGUGUUGACUGCCUCUAUGUGGAAGAUGAGAGACGUCCGUGCAUGGAGGCAUGCCCAAUCUGCUCAAUGUUCGACUCCUUUCCCAAAACCAGACCCAUCAUUCCGACACAAGUGAUAGAUGUACAGAAGUGCUUGGGAGUGUCUGUGUGUCAGUCUGGGUGUGGUCUGGAGUUGUGGUACUGGGAAACAGAUGAGCAUGAAAGGAGCUGCCCAGCAGCAGGCAAUGUUAAACCUGUCAGGGCAGUGCAGCAGAGUCCCCACAGGCGGAGUCGUGUUAACGACAUCGGAAGAGUGAGUGUGACAGCUCGGACCAGGGUGCCAGCAUGCAAGAGAGUCACUCGAUCCAAGAGUGUUCGGUCUACCAGGCCACGAUACGGCCCCAUGUGAUUUGAAAUGACAUGAUUAAGUUGUGCUGCCCCACGUUGCAUUCAAGUUUUCUGUGUAUUUCAUCGCCUUUAAGUCAAAGCUGUUGAUGAACAACUUGCGUCUAAUGUUUUGUAUUAAAAUCUCAAACCCAUAAUUUUGAUAAAGAUAUUGGACAUAUGUCAUUCAGAUCCUCUCUCCACUUUUUUUAUGAAAAUCUUGACCAUGUUGUUAGAUAAAAUACUUGCAACCAUAUUAAAUAAAUAAAUCUUAUAACAAUAAGCUCUAGAUCAUGGUCCAUUAUUUCAAUAAGCUCUAGAUCAUGGUCCAUUAUUUCAAGAAGCUCUAGAUCAUGGUCUAUUAUUUCAAUAAGCUCUAGAUCAUGGUCCAUUAUUUCAAUAAGCUCUAGAUCAUGGUCCAUUAUUUCAAUAAGCUCUAGAUCAUGGUCCAUUAUUUCAAUAAGCUCUAGAUCAUGGUCCAUUAUUUCAAUAAGCUCUAGAUCAUGGUCCAUUAUUUCAAUAAGCUCUAGAUCAUGGUCCAUUAUUUCCUAAAUAUACCUUAAGAAUUGUUAUUUUAUGUUGAUACCAACAUUUGAGACUUAACUCAUAGUUUUGAUGAAUAUCUUGGGGAUACACAUGUUUAAUGUAAAUCUCAGAUCGUGGGUAAGUAAAUGAUCUGUUUGUACAUAUCGUAAAAAAACUGUAAGUGUAUGGCUAAGUGUUUAUCUUGUGAUUUUAACUGUUGCUUUUUUGUUCCAAGUUUAUUUCAAUUUAUUUUGACUUCUUGGUGUGAAGUAAUGUUGAUGUAAUUGAGUUAUUGUUUAUUGUAUUUAAUUUUUAAAUGGUUCAUGGUUGUGAACUGUGUCACACUGUAAAGAGUUCAUAUUUAUAUAUUUAUUAUAAACUCCAAUGCGGUAUAUAUUAUUUGUACAUACUUGAUGAAUGUAAAUAACAUUUUGCUAGUCAUCGAGACAAUGUGAAUAAGGACCAAGUCAGUCAUUGCCUACCUCAAGGUUAAAGGUUUGAACUCCCAUUUUCAUGUCCGUCUUAGGUCUACUAUGGCUUUCAAAGGAUUCAUGUUAAACUUGCGAAAAUAUCAAGGGCAUUUAGCCACUGUGAAGAAGCCAUGAAAAAGUAAUUUCCUGCUUAAGGCCGUACCUCAAGGUAAAUGGUAGGAGCUUCCAUUUUUAUGUCACUUUGUGAAAGUACACCUUUGAUGGGACAAGGAAUGUAUGUGUAUACCAAACCUUGUAUAUCUAAGGAAAACAUGAAAGGAUCAACGUAUUAGAAUUUCUUUGGUGCUUUGACAUCGAGUUGAUAUUCAGUCAUUUCGUUUGGUUAUAUGUAUUAAUUCAUAUAAUUUAAUGAUAUAUUGAUUGUUCAAAUAAAACAAACAUGCAUUUUCAUUUCUUAAGCAUACACUCGGAGCAUUUACUGGAACCUGUAUAUAAAUGCUAUUUAGUAUAAGCUUGUUGAUCAGUGUGUAUAUUUACAUUCAUGUAUUAUUUAUUGUACAAACUGGAUUCGUCUCCUUUAUGUAUAUUAGUUUCAUUUUGACUGUAAAUUUACUUUUGUUUUGCACCUUGUUUUACAAUGAGACAUUUUGUAAUUUUUUAUGUUCCUUGUUACCAAAUAUUCUGCAAUAAAAAAGAGUGAUUUUA
Messenger RNA from Dreissena polymorpha, 2248 nucleotides. RefSeq lists its product as uncharacterized. NCBI's taxonomy places the organism in Eukaryota, Metazoa, Mollusca, Bivalvia, Myida, Dreissenidae. The transcript is spliced from 4 exons. The coding region runs from base 112 to 612 and encodes 166 amino acids. The record is from RefSeq and is a predicted model, not a curated record.